AUGGCUUACGCAGAUGACGCCGUUCGAGCCAAGCUCUCGGCGCUGAACGAAACUCAAGACAGCAUUGUUAGUGUUGCUCAAUGGAUCAUCUUUCACAGACGACAUGCAGACCGUACUGCUGAGCUGUGGCUCGAGAGACUCAAGGACUCCAACCCAGCUAAGAAGCUCAACUUGAUCUAUCUCGCCAAUGAGGUCGUCCAACAAUCAAAAGCCCGCAAAAAGGAUGACUUCCUCGUUGCCUUCAGUCCCAUCAUCGCAGAAGCCACAUCUCUGGCCUACAAAAGCGGCACCCAAGACACUGGCGGCAAGAUCAGACGGGUCGUAGAAGUCUGGCGUCAGCGCAACAUCUUCGAGCUUGCCAUACAAGAUGCGACCGAGAAGCGCCUUCACGAGGUUGACAAGUCACGCACCGCCCGUUCAGGUGGUGCUCGUCUCGGCGGUUCCCUGCUUGGUGGCACUCUAUCUUCCACCUCCUCGUCUUCGGCAGUGCCACCUGAACUGCAGCCCUUGGCUCAGCCACAGACCACUCUCACUCGCUCUAGUGCUGCCGCUCAGCCCUUACUCGAAACCGCCAACACCGAAUUCGCCAAACUGACAGAUCCCAACACGCCUGUGCCUAGUCCUCCCGUCCACGCUGCUCGUCUCUCAUCGCUCCUGAAGACCCUCGCUAGUGCGGAGGGCGCCGUCAAUGAAAGUCUCAAGGCCAGAGCUGAGCUCGUCGCUGGUCUGGAGAAAUUGCUCGAAGCCAACAGAAGCAAGCUGGUCCAAGAGGAGAAGACACACUCGGAACUUUCAACUCGCCGAGCUACCAUCGAGGCGAAGAAGAAGGAUGUCGAGGAUGGCAUUAUGCGUGGCCUAUCCGCUGACGCCUCAGCCGCCGUCUCCUCUGGUGCUUCCGCCAAUCCCGCCUCUCCUGGACAUGACGGCAGCCCCGAGGUCGAGUCGUUCACUCCACCUCCACCAGACGUCGAGAACUUCACCCCCGAUGGAUCUCCCGAGCCUGCAUAUCCUGCCGAUGACAAUGCCUAUGACCAGGACUUCCUAGAGUCGAGCACUUUUGCUGCAGAUCCCAUGCAAGAACAAGAACCGAAACACACCGAACCCGCUCCUUCAUUUGAGCCCCCACCAGCCCUUCAGACUAGCCCGCCAGUCAUGUCAGAGGGAGCUAACAUGCUGCUUAGUAGCUUGACACGUCCCGCUUCCAACAGUCCUGCCGCCACUGCUGAUCCGAGACUGAAGAGGAGAAAGAUGGCCCACAAUUCUGAAAUGGACGAUGAGCUCUUCAGUAAUGGUGAGGGUGUCGGUCUGGACGAAGAUGUCGCUGCCAUGCUCGGAGCUCAGUGA
Messenger RNA from Aureobasidium subglaciale EXF-2481, 1344 nucleotides. RefSeq lists its product as uncharacterized. Gene Ontology annotation, biological process: mRNA 3'-end processing. NCBI's taxonomy places the organism in Eukaryota, Fungi, Ascomycota, Dothideomycetes, Dothideales, Saccotheciaceae. Gene Ontology annotation, cellular component: RNA polymerase II, holoenzyme. The record is from RefSeq and is a predicted model, not a curated record. Gene Ontology annotation, molecular function: RNA polymerase II C-terminal domain binding. The coding region runs from base 1 to 1344 and encodes 447 amino acids. The transcript is spliced from 5 exons.